Molecule: messenger RNA, 3178 nt
Organism: Acanthopagrus latus (yellowfin seabream)
Lineage: Eukaryota; Metazoa; Chordata; Actinopteri; Spariformes; Sparidae
Gene: mylk5
Product: myosin, light chain kinase 5
Exons: 17
Coding region: 249-2924 (891 amino acids)
Biological process (GO): protein phosphorylation
Molecular function (GO): protein binding; ATP binding; protein kinase activity
Source: RefSeq, a predicted model, not a curated record
AGAGAAGUGUGAGGACUGAGGGCAGAGCUGCACUGGCUUAGCAGGCAGUGUGUGUGUGUGUGUGUGUGUGAGAGAGAGAGAGAGAGAGAGAGAGACAGAAGUGUGUGUUGGUUUUUACAGACGAGAGAGACAUCAAGCUGCAGAAGGCCACACAGCAGUGACAAAGAGAGGAAGUCUGAUAAUCAGCUUGGGAAAUGACUGUGUAACUUAUUUGUUGUUCUCACAGACCAGGCAGCUCUUCGACAGAAAUGAAUGGUGAUGCCAGCAAACAGCGUUAUGUGUCAACCUUCAGGAUGCACAUCAAGUCGCCCCGUGCAUCUCCUGCACCAGAGAACGGGCCGGGAACUGUUGACGCUACACGCACUGACACAGGGUCUCUUAACAUCUCCUCAUGCAAACGCCUGGAUCCACCCGUCUUCGUAGAGCCCCUGGAGGACUGCUGCGUGGACGAAGGAGCUGACAUCAAACUGCGCGGGGUUAUCACGGGGAGUCAGCCAAUCAAAGUGUCGUGGUUACACAAUGGUGAAGUGGCCCGUUUCGGGAAACCUUCCUUCAAUGGCAGGGAGGUGAGUUUUGUGGUGACAGAGUCCUUGCCAGAAGAUGCCGGGGCCUACACCUGCCUGGCAGUUAACAGCGCGGGGAAGACAUCCUGCUGCGCCGCUGUGUUCGUCAGAGUUUCAUUUCUGAUGUUCUGCGGGGUUUUCUCUCUCCCUUUCCUCUUUCUGAAAACCAAUCCAGACUUUGAAACUAUCUACAGUCUGCAGAACCGCGUCGCAAGUAUCCCCACUUCUGCAUCCAAGAGCCUUACAGAGAAUGGAAGGUCACCACAGCCUCCCAGAGAAGAGCUACAGAGGUUCAGUGGAUCGACUUGUACUUCCCCUACAGGCUCUGAUAAGCUUAGCCCCGUCUCAGCGCCAAGAGAAGUCAUCCCAAAGAAGAGAGCCAACUCAGUAACAGGUCCGGUGUUACGCUUUGAAAAACCUCCACGGCACGUUAAGGUGGAGGUGGGACAAACUGCACGGGUGACCUGUUCUUUUGCUGGCAGUCCUCCUGUGGUGUCGUGUUGGAUCAGAAACAAAGAACAGAUAGUAGAUGGUCCUGAGCUUUGGGCAGAAAACACAGACCUCAGCACCACACUGGUGAUAGCAGAAGCCAAGCCACAGCAUACAGGUCGCUACACUGUUGUAGUGAGGGAUCGAAAGAACUCUGCACAGCACACGCUCACCCUUUCUGUCAUAGAGAGGCCCCAGCCUCCUUCCUCCUGUCCCGUGAUCUCCCCCAUCUCUGCCACCAGCCUUGUGCUGUCCUGGUCGGGCCCCUGCUACGACGGAGGCAGUGCCGUCCUGGGUUAUGUGGUCGAGGUAAAGAACCAAGGACGCGUUGAGUCUGGGGACUGGAGCGAGCUCACUGCCCAGUGUAAGAGCACCUCUUACAAAGUGAGCUCGGGGCUGCUGCCUCAACAGGAAUAUUGUUUCAGAGUGAGAGCCUACAACGAGGUGGGAGCAAGUGAGCCAGGACCAGUGUCGCCGGUGUUCAGGAUGGAGCAGAAAGAUUUAAACAAACCGCAGGAGGAGGAGGCCCCACAAGCCUUUACCAGUGUCACUAUUGAUUCUUCCCACAAAGUCACAGAUCACUUCCAUUUGCAGGAGAAACUGGGAAUGGGAAAGUUCGGCCUGGUGUUCAAGUUAACCCACAAAGAAACAGGACGUGUGUGCGCUGGGAAGUUCUACAAAGGCCGACGUGCCAAGGAGAGGGAGGCUGCCCGUAAAGAGAUAGAGCUGAUGAACUACCUCCACCACCCCAAACUGGUCCAGUGCCUCGCAGCUUACGAUCACAAGCCGGAGAUGGUCAUGGUCAUGGAGUUUAUCGCGGGCGGGGAACUGUUUGAGCGCAUCGUUGACGACAACUUCGAGCACACAGAACCGGCCAGUGUGCGCUACAUGCAGCAGAUCUUGGAGGGGAUCGCCUACAUGCAUCAGCAGAACAUCAUCCAUCUGGACCUCAAACCUGAAAACAUUGUGUGUGUUGACACCACCGGUACCUCCAUCAAGAUCAUUGAUUUCGGAUUGGCCAGCAGGCUCGAUGGCAACACGCCUCUGAAGGUGAUGCACGGGACUCCAGAGUUUGUGGCACCUGAAGUGAUCAGCUUUGAGCCCGUGUGUUUGGCCACUGACAUGUGGAGCAUCGGUGUCAUCUGUUACAUACUGCUGAGUGGUGAGUCUCCCUUCCAGGGUAACAGCGAUGCAGAGACCCUGGCUUUGGUUACAGCAGCACAGUGGGAGUUUGAUGAGGAGAGCUUUGAUGAGAUUACAGAGGAGGCCAAAAAUUUCAUCAGCUCCUUGCUCAGCAAGGACACCAGGCGGAGGAUGUCCUGUGAGGAGGCACUUGCCCACCCUUGGAUGGCAGCAUUUGACUCUGGAGAUCUCACCAAUACCAAGAAUCUUUCCAAAGAGAAGAUGAAAAGGUUUCUGGCCAGGCAGAAGUGGAAGAAAGCAGGUAAGGCCUUGUUGGCCUUGAAGAGGAUGGCGCUGCUGUCUAAAAGUGACAGCACCACAUCUCCUACCAGCCCUGGGGAAGACUCACCCCUGAGCCCGGAGGCAGAGCAUGCCCUGCAGUCUCUUGAGCGCAAGAUGCAGGGCCCACCCCAGUUCACCCAGAGCCUGGAGGACCAGACUGUAACUCAGGGAUCCAGUGCCCGUCUGUCAUGUCACCUCACAGGAUAUCCUGACCCUGAGGUAGUGUGGCUGUGUGGGGAAGAGCCGGUGGAGGAGUCGCCCUCAGUGCAGAUAGAGUACGAGGAAGAUGGCCGUUGUACCCUGGUCCUAGCCAAAGCUGGCCCAGGUGACACCAACAUUUACACCUGUCGAGCCACCAAUGACCAUGGAGAGACUUCCUGCUCAGCCAAACUCACUGUUCAAAAGUAGACUCCUGAUAUCCACGUGUGCAAAUAUGAAAUGUAUAAACAUAAUGUUCUUGAGUGCCUUGAAAAUAUGUAUUGUACAUUCUUCUUCUAAUACAAAAGGGGACUGAAAUGUACAUUAUGUACUGUGGCUGGAAAUAUAGUUUAACAAAUGUAUUAUUGUAUAAAAUAUAUAGACAGAUGAAUGUUACAGAGCUUCAAACAUAGAUAAAGGUUGAUAUUUCUUCUUGGGACUGAGAUGUGGUCAUUCAUUGUCUU